Messenger RNA from Acaulospora colombiana, 894 nucleotides. The record is from the annotation of a GenBank genome assembly. NCBI's taxonomy places the organism in Eukaryota, Fungi, Glomeromycota, Glomeromycetes, Diversisporales, Acaulosporaceae.
AUGCCCACUCAAAGGCUGGACGACGUGAAGGUGGAAGAGAAAUACGUUCACGCGGCGAAGGAAGAUUCUUCAGGAUACCUUACUACUCCAACUCCCGAUCACCUCCCGAAAUCUUUUUAUCAGACACCUGUCAUUCUUGAAAGAAGACCACAGUCAACUGUAAUGACGACUACACAAAUCGCGAGUAAACCGGCAGAGGCGAGUUCUAAACAAGUAACGAGUCAAAUUGCUCCUAAAAUAAAUCAUGACAACUCGAUAAAUGCCGUCUCUUCCGUAAGUGUUUCACGUGUAGAAGUAAAACAGACAACCAUUCAAGGAGCCAUGCGAGGAAAACCUUCUGAUAGACCAUUUAUUAAAAUGAUUAAUGAGAGGGGAAUCUUCAACCAGGAAUCUGUAUUAAAGAUUUUGAGUGAACUUCCUGGUCAUUUCGUUAUUGGGGUAUGUGGUCCUCAGGGAUCUGGCAAAUCUACCGUUGUUUCCGCUUUUUGUCAAGAUCCUCAGAACGCAUUUUCUAUUCAGUCAGUCGAUGCGUUAAAUUUUGCUAGUCACGAAACCAUGGGUAUUGACAUUCAUGUUACAUCGGAAAGGAUUAUCAUUCUAGACACGCAGCCUCUCUUUAGUUUGUCAGUUCUCGAGCACGCGAUUAGGAACGAUUAUAUUUCUGAUAAUAUGUCACCCGAAUUAUGGCUCGAGUCGCAGUCGUUACAAGUUAUCGUCUUUCUAUAUUCGGUUUGCAACGUUGUCAUAACUGUCACCGAAAGUGCCGAUUAUUCAAUGUGGAAUUUUUUAAAGAAGGCGGAGAUGAUGAAAUAUCGCAUACCAGAGUUUCCCACCGUGCCUUCCCUUAUGUCAGCAGACACUGGUGCUGAGUAUUAUCCUGACAUAGGUAGAUAG